AUGCGAGCCCCAGAAAAACCCACCCACCCCACCGUGGACCCUGAAUCCCCCGUCUCCCCGAUCAGCGACAACGCGACCCGCGACCAAGCACCUGCUCACAAUGGCCCGGACUCAGGGUCCUGGUCGGCCAUGCCAAAGCGCAAGCCUUUACCGACGCCAGCGGUAGAGACUGCGAUCGCCGCCGAUGCGACCAAGACUGCGCCAGCCCCCGGUGCAAAGUCACCAUCGAAAUUCGGGACAUGGCUAAUCCAUCUCGACUGGUACCGCUACGCGUCCCGACGGAAGAAGCGCAACUUUUUCAUUAUUGCCGCGAUUGGGAUCACAUGUUUGCUGGCAUUGAUCGUCGGCCUCGCGGUGGGACUUUCGCUGCGCAAAAAAAACUCCACCCAAAAAUUCGCCCUGCCCACUUCCAAUGGCGGUCCUUACUCUGGCGAUCUGACGUACUACAACCCAGCUUUGGGUUCUUGCGGGUACACCAACACAGACUCGGAUUUCAUCUGCGCCGUCUCGCAUGUAUUAUUCGAUGCUGCGUCGACGGGCUCGAAUCCGAAUGAGAAUCCGCUAUGUGGGAUGAAACUUCGACUUAGACGGGAUGGGAGGAGUGUUGAUGUGAAGGUUGUUGAUCGCUGUGUUGGAUGUAAGGAGACGGAUCUGGAUGUUACGGAGGCUGUUUUUGAGAAGGUGGCGGAGAUUGACCUGGGCCGAGUUGGAGUUGAGUGGGCUUGGUUGGAGGCGGCGCCUGUUUCUGUUUCUUGA
This is a messenger RNA of Penicillium argentinense, 756 nucleotides long. Its product is annotated as RlpA-like double-psi beta-barrel domain-containing protein. The record is from RefSeq and is a predicted model, not a curated record. Lineage: Eukaryota; Fungi; Ascomycota; Eurotiomycetes; Eurotiales; Aspergillaceae. The transcript has 2 exons. The coding region runs from base 1 to 756 and encodes 251 amino acids.